This is a messenger RNA of Cotesia congregata, 1671 nucleotides long. Lineage: Eukaryota; Metazoa; Arthropoda; Insecta; Hymenoptera; Braconidae. The record is from the annotation of a GenBank genome assembly.
AUGAGUAAAAAAAAACAGUUAGAUCUUAAAUCACUUUUUGAUGUUUUUGAUAAUGAGUCGUGCAAUAUAGUGGAUACUGAAUUAAAUCCAACAACAAAGGCUAGCAACUCAACUAUGUAUGAAGCCAUCGAAGAUAACAAUUUGGAAAGAGUUAAAACACUAUUAGGAAAUGGAAUGGAUGUAAAUGAACCGAUUAUAACAACUGGAGAAUUUGCUGGAUUCACGGCAUUGCAUGUCGCGUGCAUGAAAAAUAAAAAUCACUUGGUGAAGUUACUACUUAAUGAUUAUAAAGCAAAUGUUGAUGCUACGGCUGCUGAUGGAACUCGACCCAUACAUUUGGCAUGUUUUUAUGAAUAUCAUCCCAAGUUAUCAGUAGGUAUGAAAUUUUUUUUUCCAGUAGGCUGGAAUAUACGUUCAUUGGUGAAUGCUAAUGCAAAUGCUGAUGCUGAAUUUGGACAAGAAAUUUUUUCAAAGCACCUCAAAGACAGUAAAUGGUGCCCCGAUUUCGGUGAUAAAAUGACACCGCUUAUUUUUGCUGUUCUUUAUCUAAAACCAUUAUUUAUGCCUUUGCUCGGAAAAGUGAACGCAAACUUUAUGAGCUUUAAUAAUAAAACAUUACUGAUGUAUGCUCUUCAGAACCCAUUUAGGGAAUUCUUCGUUGAAGAUAUUUUAAAAAAUCUUAAGGAUCCUGAAUUAAUAAACCAUCGCGAUAAUGAUGGUAUACCAGCAAUUCAUUAUCUAGUCCAUCCCAGAAUGUAUGGAAAUUGUCGAUAUUAUGAUCCUGAAAGGUUAAAUACAUGCCGCAGUCAAGCAAUGAAUUUAAUUAGAUACUUGACUCUUGGUGGGGCUGACAUUUAUGCACUGAUAAAUAAUGACCCAGCAACAUUUUUACCUAAUCUAUUUGCUUACAGAAGCUACCCAGAACUACUACGGGUGUUUUUACCUCAUUAUACUGAUAUAUCCUUAUCUAGGGUUUUAUAUUACGCCACGCUUCCCAUUGAUGAAGAUUCUGAUAAUUUAUUCCGUAACGGUCCUACAAGACCCGAUGAUCGAAAUAGUUUCAUCGAAACAAUAAAAGAAAGACGCGAAGAGACUAUAAAGGUAGUUAUAAACGAUCUGGUCUUUAGACGUGAAUUUAACUUACCCGUUCCAGAAGAAGAAAUAAAAUUAAUGGAUAAAUUAAUUGCCACUAACGUAUAUAUCAGAAUGAUUGUAAAUAACCAUAAAAUACUUUUCAUUGAAGACCUCAAAAAUCUGUUAACCGAAUUCAGGGGUAAGAAAAUAUCAAUGUAUAAUUUUAUGAUCCAAAUUUAUGACGAUGAAAAAUUUAUGACAUUGGCGCGAGACAAGUCUUUACGGAGAGCUUGGGCUGGUUUUAAAGCUGGUGGUAUUCGCCAUCUAGAACCUUAUAUCCUUUAUCAGUCAAUUAAAAUAAAGAUAGGUAGAGCUACCAUGAGGUUAAAUCUACUUAACAAAUUAGAAAAAAUUUCGUCACUUAGAGAAGCUAUACCAUUACCGUAUGAAUUAAUAUUAGAUAUUGUUCAGUAUCUAAACAACAAAGAAUUGAACGAAUUCAUUGGUGCUUUUUAUAAUCCAUACACAGCAAAAAAAUUGUACAAAAAUUACUCUUACAACUAUCCUGAUGCUGGAGUAUUCUUGUACAAGGGAUAA